CCGAAAUCAGGGCGUCCCAUUUCAAAAACUUUUAAGUUGUCGCUCUACUGGAUUACCAUGACUUUUCUUCCGGAUAGCACACAUAUGUUUGCCAUUAAUUAUUCUUAGUCUUAGAACAUAAAGAUGCUAUGAAUUCCACUUCACACUCUGUGGACUCCAGUGUUAUCCAAGCCAGUUUAUUUGGUCAGUAUAACAGGACUGGGGAUCCAACUAGCCUAUGGUGUGACGAAUCUUUGGAAAACCCAGACUCUAUAUUGGAUCAAUGCAAAUGCUACACAAGUACUCCAAGUUCCUUUUCCACUACUUCAGAGAGCACAUCUUAUUCGCGUGAUCUUUAUGUUACGUCUAGACUACGUAGUCGAUCUGAAGAAAAAAACUGCAAAUCAGAGCAUUCUUUUCAUCCGUCUCAUUCCGUAAUCAAUUAUUUAAAAUUAAACAAACUAUCUAACAAAAUGUGUCCUGGUUGUGUUCCUUGUUCUUCUUCUGAUGACAAACUCCGAUUCAGUGUAUAUUCCGAAGAAAAAGACGAUUUGAAUGUCACCCCAAAGGACUUCCAGCAUGGUAACAAACUCAAGCGCAAGGAAAAUCAGUCGUUCAAAUCGAGUUCGUCGGUUUGCUAUAGCGAUGAUUCCGACUCAGUCCCUCCGGCGAUGGCUCUCAUAAAUGUAAAUCGACUUCAUACGCAAGCUUUGCAUCCAGAAUCAUUAAAUAAGAACAGAAUAAUUGCGACAAAUAAAAUUUUACAUGAUUUCAACAAUGAGCUCGAUUUCUCUGGAUCAAAAUUAUCAAAAACAUUUUUGAACACUUCUAGAAAAUCUCUUCCUGCAAUCCAUCUUGAUCGUGAUUUAGAAAUAAGCGGCAGUAGCGGUACCAGUAGUCUUUCUUAUACAGCUGUGAUUGUUAACGAGACGGAAUAUAUUCCACCGGAUAAACGCUCAGUGGCAUCUCCUGGCGAAUCUAAUGAGCAUUACUUAACCUCUCUACAUUUUGGGCAAACCGGUGCAUCUGCGAGAGAUUCUGGGUUAAGUUCACAUUCAAGCAAUUCUGUAAAUUAUUCCCCUAAUUCCCUUGUGCUCCCUCAUAAAAAAUUGGUUCCUGAAUGUAAAAAUAGUCUCUCUCCUACACCUCCACCAGUUCCAUGUCACGCUCCUCAAUCACAAGUUAUGGUUGCACUUACACAAAGAAAUGGAAAUAGUAUUUUAAAUGCAACCAAUUUAGUACCUUGUGAAACUGAUCUUACAAAGUGUACAUGCUCCAAAGGCCCAAGCAGUAAAGUGGCAGUGGAAAGAAUUCGUGGAACAACUAUCCGACUGCAUUCACACACAGGCGAAUCUAAAACUCUUUUAAAGUCAUAUUUCCCAAGAGAAAAUGAACAGAAUAAACAAAAUCCUAAUUCAUCUUUAUCACCUAUAUGGAAACGUAAAUCAAAUACAUUACAAUCAAUGAUUAAGGACAAAAUUCAACUCAUUGAAGAACAAAAUUAUUCAAAAUCAAUCCAAAUAACUAAAUCCAAAGGAGGUGGUGCUAACAAAAGAGAAGAAAAAGAUGAUGAUGAAGUAGAGAGAAAAGGGAAACAUUUAAUUAAUAAAGUUCAAUAUGAAAAUACUACUACUACUACCAAGAAUGAUAAUAAUCAUGACAGGAUACAUAAUUCCUGUCUACUUUUAAAUGAUUCAACUAAACAACAAGAUAUUUGUACAGCAUGUACAUUAAAUUGGCAAUUUUAUUUGUCACAACCAUGUAGUUACACAUUUAUAGAUAAUAUGGCUAAAUGUUAUCAUGAUGUGAAUAAUGCUUGGUAUUUUAUUAAACAUGAUUGUUUUCUAAAUUCUACUAUUAGAUUGUUUAAACAUGAUAGAUGUUUCAAUUGCCGUAAACAUAUUUAUGCUGUAGGCGUAAAUUUAUUUAAUAGAAAUCCAUUGAGAGGUCUGAAAUAUUUGGCAAGACAUAAUUUCUUAAACUUAUCUUCUAGUAAAGAAGUUUCCAAAUUUAUUCAAAAUAAUGCUGACUUAUGUCGUUCAAAAAUUGGAGCAUUUCUUGGUCUACCUCCUACUGAUGAGAUCAACCCAACGGAAGUUACAAUGAUUCUUCUGAAAUCCCUGAACAUUUCUGGUUUGGAAGUAGAUGAAGCUUUGCGAUUGGUUGUGCAUCGAUAUGGGAUGCCUGUGGAAUCUCAAGAAAUAGAUAGAUUAUUACAAUGUGUCACUGAAUAUUAUCACACAGUUCGAUGGUGUUCAGCAUCUGUUAAUUCGUCGGAUAUCUUUUCCAGUACUAAUGACCAUCAAUUAAAAUCUAUACCAGCUCCCCCUAUCUCUCCAGAUCAGCUAUCAUUAAUAUUUUACGCUAUUCUCUUACUGCAAACCAGUCUUCAUAAUGUAAAUGCAGCAAAAUCAAGUUUGGGCAAACAGAAUGUCAGUCAGUUUAUAAAAAAUGUACAUGAUCUUUUAUUAAAUCAACCAUCUUCAUCACCUUCACCAUCUUCUUUCAUGGCUAAAUCAAAGUCAAAGAUUGAAAAUGUUCAUCAUAACGGUUUGGUUGAUGAAAGUGGCAACAUGUUAACAAUUAGUAAUGAAUCCAUUCUGGACAAUGGAAAUAAUAUUAAUAAUAACAAAUCUUUUGAUAUAAAACAUGUAUUCUCAAAUCGUACAUUAACUGAAAUAUUUCAUCGUAUUAAAGUUAGACCAUUGGAACCAGGUUCAGAUCAAACAACAAUUGUCCGACAUAUAUCUAAAGCUAUAAGAAAUUUGCAAGAAGUUAAAAUUUUAAACAUUGAUGACAUUGAUAAUGAAUCUUUAUUCACGAAUAAUCCAUUUGAAUUAGUGGAACCACAUCGUCGAUUGGUUUGUUAUUGUACAGUGAUUCAUAUUAAUCAGAAUCAACCUCCUCAUAAAGAAACCAGUAUCCUACGACAUUUGUUUGUUUUUAAUGAUUUAAUUAUUAUUGCAAAAGAUACCUCUUCAAAACGUACUUCUGGUAGAAGAUUAGUUUUUGACAAGUCAAGAAAAAAUCAAUUAAAAAUAAAUGAUAAGAAGUUAUCACCAGGUCAAUAUGAUGACUUUCUUCGUCCACCAUUAGAUUUAUUGUAUACCGAUUGUGAUAAAAAAUUUAAAAUAAUGAAUACUGGAUCGAAUACACUUAGCUGUAUGCAACCAACUGUUGGUUGUGUACCUCAUAGAGUAGGAGGUGGAAGAGGAAGAAGAAGCAGAUCAAAAAAUGAACUUUAUAGUCGAAAGGCAGCUGAUUCUACUUCACAUUCCUAUACACGUCUUACUGCUUUAUAUGCUUUUUCAUUAUAUAGAUGUAAAAUUCGUCCUUUUAAAACUGAUGUGUAUCGUUAUGGAAUAGAAUUAUGGAAAUUUCCUAAGCCAAGAACAUCACAAACGACAUUGAUUAAUCAACAACCGGAACAAAUGAUUAUUAUUGCUGCACUUGAUAAAAAUGAUUAUGAAAAUUUAUUAAAUGAUUUAUAUCAAGCAUUAUGUGAAACAAAUCUUGUUGCAUUCGAACUAAAAUAAUAUACUUUCAAUGAAUUCAUUUCUUUGACUUCUAUCGUUAUAUGAUUACAUUUGUAUUUUUAUUUAUCACUACUUAUUUCUUAUAAACUACUCAAUUACUUUUACGUCAAAUAAUAUACAUAUAUAUAUCAAGUAUGUUUGCAUUCCUAAACGAUAUAUCUUCCUCAUGUCUCUCACUCUUCCACCUCCCUCUCACACAUAUACUCUCCCUCUCUCUCUCUCUCUCUACGUCUUUUUUUAUCUCAGAUGAUAUAAAUAAAAAAUAGUAAAAUCUUCAUUUGAUCCAUCAUAAUUUUCUUCACUGUUUCAACACAUAAUUACUGUUUUUUCACUUUUCUUCUAGUAAACUAAAUGUAUUCAGAUAUAUGUUUAUAUAAUAAUAAUAAUAUUUGGUUCUUUUUCUUUAUAACAACUAUUGAUUGAUUGUUUGUUUUUUUCAUUUUGUUCUACUUGAUUUUACUGUUCUAUUCUAUCGCUCCUCGAUCUGUCCUCCCUCUCUCUCACACACACACACACACAUAUACAUACACUCAUAUUAUUUGUUUUUUUUGUAACUAGUGUAGUCAUUCGUAAGUUUUGCUGUGUUUUUUUCUUUUUUCGAAGAAAAACAAUCAAUAAACUUUAUUUUUUAUUCAAGAUAGAAAAUGUCAUUGCAGCUAUGUCUUUUUUUUAUAAUGGACUAUAUUCUUUGAUUUAUUUAUGCAUUGUAGAAUGGGUUCCCCAUUUGUUUUUUUUGUUUCGUUUUUUUCAUUUCUUGUCAUUAUUGUUCAAAUGCCACAAUUUUCCUGACUAUUUUAUUUAUCUCUGAAUUUUUUUUCUCUAUUUUUUCUGUUUUUCUCGUUGUUGAAAAGAAAAAGAAAAAAACAUCUUUAAAAAAUAGUUCUAGAUUACUUUAGUUAGAAUAUAUAUAUAUAUAUAUAAAGUUUACUGUUCAAUAACUUUCAUUGAAUAUCAUAGUUCAAUAUUUAUAAUAAAAUGACAUUUCCCUAAUCACUUACCAAAAAUAAACACUAUUAUGAUUUAUUGACAACAUCAUGAUGAUGACGAUGAUGGUAACGGCUAGAUCAUCGAUUAGAGAUACAUUUUUCAAACUGUCAUCAUUUUUUUUUCAUCUAUACUUAGAUUCUGUUAAGAUUUCUUUUUUUUUUUAAAUCUUCUUUUACUAUAUUAGGUAUCAUUUUAGUCGUAAAGAUUAAUGAAUAAAAAUAUGAUUAUUCAGAUUUCAGAAUAUCUUCUGUGAUUAGAAUAUUUUUCUUUGUACAUCUUUCAUUGUAUCUUGUUAACUUCUAGUCAUCUUGUAUACAUAUUUUGUUUGCCAUGUUGAUUUAUUGAUUGGAAGAUAUUUAACUAUUCGAUACUACUGUGGUGAUAUAUAUUAAUAAUAAUAAUAAUUACUUUUAUUAUCAGAAGGGAUUUUGUGGAGAUUUAGUAUUUU
Schistosoma rodhaini is the source of this 4950-nucleotide messenger RNA. The record is from the annotation of a GenBank genome assembly. NCBI's taxonomy places the organism in Eukaryota, Metazoa, Platyhelminthes, Trematoda, Strigeidida, Schistosomatidae.